AUGGCCAGUGGAGAUUGGCGCUUGUCCUCCUCCUCAUGGUCCUUCCAGGCCCGCCUGGCGGCGCUGCUGCCUGACCUGCUGGUGUUCGGGAAGACCCGCGGCCCGGGACCAGAGCUCACCACCGUGCAGGGGGUACUGCUUGGCGUCCACGUGACCGGACUUACAGCAUUGAUGGACAAGUUCAGCCUGACUGCCAAUGCAGAGCACAGCAUGGACAAGAUGGCCCACAUCUUCAGUAGUUACAUUGGUGAUAUUGUGGAGCAUGUACUUUGCUUUGGAGGAGAUAUCCUGAAUAUCACAGGGAAUGUGCUCCUGGCACUCUGGACAGUGGAACAGAACCAACUAAGUGACAUCAUUACCUUAGUGGUGAAAUGCAGCCUGGAAAUACAGGAGAAGUUUGGAGUCUGCCACACCAAGGAAGGCCGGGAUCUUCAGAUAAGGAUAGGCCUGUCGGCCGGUCACAUCUCUCAGGUUGUGGUUGGAGAUGAGCAGCGACAGUACCUCCUGGUCAUUGGCCGAAAUGUAGAUGAUGUCCAGGCAGCCCAACACUUGGCUCAGGCAAAUGAGAUCAUCUUGUCCUGGAACUGCUGGAAGCUCUGUGAGCAGUACAUGUUUGAAGUGGAAAUCUGGAGGGAGCCUAAAGUUGUAAAGUUAAGAGAUAUGAGAAUCAUAGACCCAUUUGAUUUUGAUGAACAUUUUGAAAAGUGCAUCGAUUACCUUCCACAUUAUCCUACAAAUAACGUCUCUCUGAGAAAUGCUGUGGCUUUGGACCCAAACCCCAGACUUGAGCAAACCUUGCAGAGGCACAUAAUGGGAAACUUCCUAAAGAAGAUCAGUGAAGGCCAGCCUGUGGAGUAUUUAUCUGAACUUCGCACUGUUACCUUGGUCUUGAUCAAUCUAGAAUUCCACAAGAAAGCUUGGAUGUUGCAUUUAUGUCAGCUGAUCCAUGAAGCUGCCUUGUAUAUCUCCACAGCUAUCAAGAAUGGAGGUGGCCAGCUCAGUCAGAUAUUUAUGUUUGACAAAGGCUGCACUUUCUUCAGUAUAUUUGGCCUUCCAGGCGAUAAGAAGCCAGAUGAGUGUACCCAUGCCUUGGAGAGCUCCUUCAGCAUCUUUAACUUCUGCUGGGAAAAUCUUGCUGAGACCAAGCUUGUUUCUAUUGGCAUUACCAAUGGUCCAGUGUUUUGCGGAGUUAUUGGUGCACUGGCCAGACAUGAAUUUACAGGUAUAGUUGGGCUUUGGAAUUUCAGCAUUGUGGUUAACGGGGUGGGGUUCAAACUCUCUUUUUCGUUGCUGUCUCCUGACACAGUUAUUGGCCCAAAGGUGAGCCUUGUGGCCAGAAUGGUGACAGCUUAUCCAGGGCUGGUAUCUUGUGAUGAGGUAACAUAUCUGUGGUCCAUGUUACCUAAUAACAAUUUUAAGAAGCUUCCAGAGAAGAAGAUGAAAAAUAUCACCAACCCAGGGAAGAUCUAUGAAUACCUUGGCCACAGGUCAUACGUAAUGUUUGGGAAGAGACACCUGGCUAGAAAUCGAUCUGAAAAUCGUCCUUUGUUGGGCCGAGAAAAAGAACUAGAAGCCUUUCAGAUGGCCUUGCAGAAGUGUGUGCAGCAGAAGGAAGGGCAAGCAGUUCUAUAUGGAGGUGCAAAGGGCUAUGGGAAAAGCCAGCUGUUAGCAGAAAUAGACUACCUGGCUCAGAAGGAAGGGCACAGGGUUUUGGCAGUGGAGCUGAAGAAAACAGAUGCUGGACAGUGCUUCUAUGCAAUCCAGACACUUAUGGCUAUCUUCUUUGAGAUUGACCGGUGCCCACCCCAUGACCGUCAACGGCUCCUCCGUAGCCACCUUUGUGGGGUAGUAGAAGAACCACUUCAUUGCAUUUUCAAUGACCUGUUCUUUGUGAAGUUUCCCUUGUCCUUCAUAGUUUCCCACAUGGAUGACCUAGACAGACAGAAGAAAAUUAAAACCUGUUUGAUCCAGUUGCUCCAGGAGGCAGUGAAGGAAGAAUCACUGAUUUUCCUCAUUGAUGAGGCCCAGUACAUGGACAUAGCCUCUUGGGAGUUUUUGGUGACAUUGCUCUCCAGUGCUCCUGUUGUCAUGGUGAUGGCCCUAUCGUCAACACCUGCCAUAUGUAAUUUGGCACAGAAUUUCAUGCAAAGCCCCCAAGCUGCCUACGUGACUCUGCCAGUACUCGACCCUCCCUCACUGCUGGAGAUGGUGUGUCAGUAUCUGGGGGUGGUGAGCAUCCCCCGAGAGCUGCAGAUCUACUUUCUCCACAGGAGCUUUGGUGUACCCCUCUACUGUGAGGUCCUGCUCCAGAACCUCCUUUCCAGGGAGGUGCUGCUCUUUCACGUCCUACAGAAAGAGGAAGAGGAGGACCGCAAAUGGGAGAUGCUUACCAGUAAUGCCACCAAAUCAACAAUGUAUAAGGUUUUCCCCACCAGCUCUGAAGAGGAGCUUUACAUCUGUACUGUGAAGGAGGAUGUGAAUCUGGAUACACUCUUUCUUCCAUCUUUGUUAAAAGAAAUAGCAGUCAUCCAACUGGAUGGGCUAAGCCCUGCACAACAAAUGUUGGUCAAGUGUGCGGCCAUCAUUGGACAUAGGUUUCCCACAGACCUUCUGCAACGCCUCCUGCCUGGAUGGACCAAGAAGAAGAUGCAGCAGGUGUUAAGGUCUCUUAUGGAGUCCCAGGUGCUUUGCUUUGUUGACAAAAGCCAAGAGACUACACCUGGGUCGGCUCUGACUCCCUGUUCAAUCCCGCUGAUCACCCAAGCAGAAAAGCAGAAGGGGGAGUUAGAUACAAGUCCAACUACUGCUCUCAGAAUGCAAGAGGAGCUGUCCUCUCCUCCAUUAGCAGUACUACGGUUUGGAGUACCUUUACUUCGAGAAGCAGCAUGGGAGCUGUGGCCCAAGGAGAAGCAAGCAAACUUGCACCUUGAAUGUGCAAGAUUCCUCCAGGAUUGGGCCUGCCGAUGUGAGAGUUGCAGUGGAGGGGACUUUGUCCCUUUCCACCGUUUUGCCAUUGGUCCUGUUGAAAGCUCCUUUGUGACAUCCUGGUUUUGCAGGGCUCAGAAUAGCAGCUCUCAGCUCAAAGAGGGGACCAAGUUGCAGAAGCCCUCUGCCCAAGAGAGUUUUCAGUUUGAUAAGAAAAGUUUCAGGAAUCAAGAUCGCCUCAGAACAGAGCAGGAGUUUCUGGAUCAUGUGAACAGAAUGAAAGCCCAGGCCAGCAAUCAGAAGGAAGUGCUGAAUAUGGAGCCCUGUCAGUGUGGGGCCAUCCUGGAAUUAGUUCUUUCUCCUCUGACACAACAUUGUAUAAUAAUUGAAGAUAAUGCCAGUGCUUUCUACUACUUGCUAGAGGCUGCAGCUGCUUCUUUGUACAUGUCAGACAAUUACAUGGCAUUUUUUUACUUGAAGAAAGCAACCAGCCUUCUGGGACAGCCCUCAGCAUUCUCCUUCUUAAAGAAACCUAAGCUGAAGAUCAGUCAAUUUGAGGAAGCUACUUUUUGCAGUCUUCGGGCAGAGGUGUGUUUCAACAUGGGACAGAUCACUUUGGCCAAGAAGCUGGCUAGGCAAGCUCUCCAACUGCUUAAAAGGAACUUUCCCCAAACUUGGCUUGGGGUGGUCUUCCAGUCCUUCCUUGAAAAGUACCGGCAUUCCUACUCCCGGAGGCAGGCCCCUCUAAAUCACAGCACCAAGGUGUGCCAACCACCCCCGCCCCCCAACAGUGAGAAAAAGUUGGCAGUCCUGCAGCAGCGAGUGCGCUGCCUCUCCCUGCUUUGGCAGCUCUACAGCCUAGAAACCACAGCCAGCAGCCGCAGGUUUUCCUGGCUUGCUGCCCUUAUGCAGAUGAACUCAGCCGAAGAGUUUGUGAACCAAACUCAGAUUAUCUCAGCCUAUGUGGACUUCUCCCAGUUCUCCCAGAGCAUGGGCUACAAGGAGGAGUGGCUGCACUACGAACUGAUUGCCAUCCAGAGGAGUACCCAGUGCACUGUUUCCAGGGAGGGCCUGCUGGUCACAACUCAGCUCAUGCAGGCUCUAGCCUAUAGCAAGCUUUGCCUUGGCCAUCUUGACCUGUCCAUCCACUUGGGUUAUCAGGCUCAUGCAAUGUGCAAACAACUUAGAAAACCAGCCAUGGAGUAUCUGGUGCUCUCAGUUCUCUUCAAAUCUGCAUUUCUGAAAAACAAGUAUGACUUAUGUGUCCAUGUGCUGGAAAGUCAGUGGGGGCUCAUUUCUCAGAGUGACAGUGUCCUAGGCUUAGCCUGCUUCUAUUCUUCCUGCUUAGACUUAUUGCUCUAUGGUGAAGGGUUGCUGUGUCGGCCCUUUGGUGAGUGCCUACGAUUCAUCCAGCAGUAUGAACACAGCUGUAUCCUGUCUUCUCAGAGCAAUGUCAUGUUGGGUGUCCAUUCUUCUCUGGCCAUGUGGUUUGCCCGACACCGUCAGUGGGAUCAGUUUGAGCACAGCUUCUCUAAAGCCCGCCGGCUGGUGGACAGGACGAAUGCCUCCCUGUUUGGUACCCAUGGUUUUGUCCGCUUCUUAGAGUGCCAGGUGGUGGCGUUACAGAAAGUCACAGAAGAUGCAUCGAAGCACAUCCCAAAGACUCGUAUUCGCACACUCAAGUACUUCAAGGAAUUCUUCUCUCGCUGCUCCACCAGCCCUGUGUAUCACUCGUGGGUCCACAAACUUAAGGCAUCAGUCAGUCUGUCAGCGUGUGAAGGGACAGGAGCAGGGCCCCUGGCCACUGUCCUCAGCAGCACCCGCCUGCCCACUACCCAGGUGAAAGAAGCCUGGCUGGACACAAGCACCUCCAGCCAAGAGAGCUUCAGCCUCUGUGAAUUUGGCAAAGUGGACGGCGCCAAGGAAACGAAGAAUAAGCCAAGAACCCGAGAAUGCACAUUAAACAAGGACGGGUAGGAAGUGCAAGAAUGUGUAUUAGAACAUACGCCUUUAUGA
Molecule: messenger RNA, 4941 nt
Organism: Trichosurus vulpecula (common brushtail)
Lineage: Eukaryota; Metazoa; Chordata; Mammalia; Diprotodontia; Phalangeridae
Product: adenylate cyclase type 10-like
Biological process (GO): intracellular signal transduction; cyclic nucleotide biosynthetic process
Cellular component (GO): cytoplasm
Molecular function (GO): adenylate cyclase activity
Source: RefSeq, a predicted model, not a curated record